Molecule: messenger RNA, 1305 nt
Organism: Cotesia congregata
Lineage: Eukaryota; Metazoa; Arthropoda; Insecta; Hymenoptera; Braconidae
Source: the annotation of a GenBank genome assembly
AUGUCAAGAUUUUGGGAACGCGGCUCGGCCGCGUACACGGAUGUUCAUCUUCUCAUUUAUCUUCUUCUACUCACUGGGUUUCUCAUCAACGAUACGUACGCUCAGAAGAGUUUAGAAUUUUAUGAUCUUCUACCAGAAGACCCGAAAUUGUAUGACAAAAUGAGACCGCCUAAAAAAGAUGGACAAGCGACUACGGUUUUUUUUCAUGUUACUGUUAUGGGUCUAGAUUCUAUUGAUGAAACUUCGAUGACUUAUGCUGCUGAUAUUUUUUUCGCUCAAACAUGGAAAGAUAAUAGACUGCGACUUCCUGAGAACAUGACUUCUGAAUACAGAUUACUAGAAGUUGACUGGCUGAAAAAAAUGUGGAGGCCUGAUUCGUUCUUCAAAAAUGCUAAAUCGGUAACUUUUCAGACUAUGACCAUACCCAAUCAUUAUUUGUGGCUUUACAAAGACAAGACUAUUUUGUAUAUGGUCAAGCUAACGCUAAAGUUAUCAUGUGCCAUGAAUUUUUUAAUUUAUCCCCAUGAUACUCAAGAAUGUAAGCUUCAAAUGGAGAGUUUGUCGCACACAACGGAUGAAAUGAUCUUCCAGUGGGAUCCAGACGUGCCCCUAGUUGUUGAUGAGAACAUUGAGCUACCACAAUUGCAGCUAGUUAAGAACUAUACUGCAGACUGCACUCAAGUUUACUCAACGGGUAAUUUCACGUGUCUUGAAGUAAUAUUUGUGUUGAAACGACGACUCGGAUACUAUUUGUUCCACACAUACGUACCUACGUGUUUGAUUGUCAUCAUGUCGUGGGUGUCAUUUUGGAUAAAACCAGAGGCCGCACCAGCUCGAGUUACUCUUGGCGUGACAUCUCUGCUGACAUUAUCAACGCAGCAUGCAAAAAGUCAAGCGUCUUUGCCUCCUGUUUCGUAUCUAAAAGCGGUGGAUGCUUUCAUGUCUGUUUGCACGAUAUUCGUGUUCAUGGCACUUAUGGAGUAUUGUUUAGUGAACAUUGUGCUGGGUGAUAAUGAUGCUCCCUCAGCACCUAAACCACCUCCCCCGCCUCCGGCCACCACGUCAACCAGCACUGGUGAUACUAAGCUUGAUAAAAUAUUUGAUAUUGCUUCUAAGGAGAACGCAAUGUUAUUAUCGGGUCGGUCACAGAAGUCUGCAAAUUUAGCACCACCACCAGGUCUUACGCCUGCUCAAAAAGCAAGAUUGCGAGCCCUGAACAUUGAUCGAACCUCAAGAGUAUUUUUCCCAGCUGUCUUUGCUUUACUUAACAUCACUUACUGGAUAAUUUUCGCUAAAUACAUCUAG